Phytophthora nicotianae INRA-310 is the source of this 390-nucleotide messenger RNA. RefSeq lists its product as hypothetical. The transcript has a single exon. Lineage: Eukaryota; Oomycota; Peronosporomycetes; Peronosporales; Peronosporaceae. Bases 1 to 390 code for a protein of 129 amino acids. The record is from RefSeq and is a predicted model, not a curated record.
AUGGCGUUCAAUGGUGCCAUGACCUCAUGGAAGUUCAAGAAACAAGCCUCAGUUGUGAUCCACGAAAGCUUUUACUACUGGUUGAAACGAAAUGGGUUUACGAACGAGGAGUUGAAGCAAGUGAAAGAAGCGACCCAAAAAACGACGAUGUACGUACUCGCUCAUAAGCUGACCGACGUCCGUGACACCGAGGAGAUGAUCAAGUUGCAGUCAAUAGAAAAGCAAAAGCUAGUGGUCGCCGUACUCCAACAAUCCACCGCAGCAAUCAUUGCAGCACAUGAGGCGGAGUUUCUUGUACUCCGAGUGAUGUGCGCGAGAUUGCUCUUUAACUGGGGUGCACAAGACGUCUACAAACUAGGUAACGUGAUUGCCAAGAACGGUCGACUGUGA